UUCUCUCAGUGUGUAUGGAGCAGUGUGAGAAUGCCGCAUCUCUCCUGGCCUCCGUGCGAGAGCAAGAGAUGCAGUUUGAGCGUCUGACUCGAGCUCUGGAGGAGGAGAGGAGGAGCGUGGGGCCGUCCGGUACCCUACCCCGCCCCCUCCCCACCCUGCAGAACGGCCGGAUUACUGGUGAUGCGGAGUUAGAACGGCUCAAAUUGAGUGAGGGAUACAUAAACGGGACCCAGUACAGGAUGUUGGACCCUGGUCAUAUUGUUGAGUCUGUCACAGUUGAGGAGGACCCUCAUGAGGCGCUGCCUAUUAUUUCAGUCGAAACUGGUGACGAUGGCACCACACGUCGCACCGAGACCACAGUAAAGAAGGUCACAAAGACAACCACCACACGAACAGUCAUUCCCUCAGUCUCUGACACACUUUCCCUGGAUGGCACCGGUUCAGUCACUGGGAUGCCCAGUUAUAAUAGCCCAAUGGACCGUGUGUACAGGCCUCCGCCUGGACCAAUGGAUUACCCCACCUCUACUGUCCCACGUAACUACCACUAUGGACCACCAGGCGGGUAUGAUGAUUACCGAAGCGUCCCUCCAUCUGAAGCCUACACCAGCCUCAGCCGAGGGACCCGCAUGGAUGACCGCUACAGACCUGUGGAUGGCUACCGCACGCUGGACUCUGCCUACCGCACACACAGCCGCCCACAGUUGGACCCGUAUUCAGCCCAGCCGCAGGUAGGGCGUAUGGGCAGUGCAGUGGAGAUCUCUGGCCUGCAGCGCUUUGUCCCGGAGCCCUACGGCCUGGAGGAUGAUCAGAGGAGCCUGGGAUACGACGAGCCUGAUUAUGGCAUGGGGCCAGCCAUGCAUUACAGCACAAUGCCCCGGUUGGCACAUGCACACCAUGGCCCACCUCCACGCCGGACAGGCUCAUAUGAGGGCACGCUGGAUGGUGACAUGAGUGGUGCGGGUGACAUGUAUUAUUGGGGUGGAGGAGCUCCGCUGGCACAGGGAGAGAGAGGCAGCAUGGCAUCGUUGGACAGCACCCUUCGUAAAGGCCCUGCACCCACAGCAUGGAGGCAACCCGAGCUGCCUGAAGUCAUUGCUAUGCUUAACUACCGCCUGGACCCUGUUAAAAGCAACGCCGCAGCUUAUUUGCAACAUCUCACUUUCAAGAAUGAUAAGGUGAAGUCAGAAGUUAGACGACUGAAGGGUAUCCCUGCCUUGGUGUCCAUGUUGGAUAACCCAAAGAAGGAGGUGCAUUAUGCUGCAUGCGGAGCCCUCAAGAACAUCUCGUAUGGCCGGGAUCCAGAUAACAAGAUAGCCAUCAAGAACUGUGACGGCAUUCCUGCGCUGGUGCGGCUACUGAGGAAGACCAGAGAUCAGGACCUUACAGACACUAUAACUGGCACGCUGUGGAACCUGUCAUCUCAUGACUCGGUAAAGAUGGAGAUCGUGGACCAUGCACUGCACGCCCUGUCUGAUGAGGUGAUGGUCCCACACUCGGGCUGGGAGAGGGGGAACCAAGGCGGAGAGGAGAGCUGCAAACCCAGACACCUGGAGUGGGAGACAGCGCUCACCAACACCACCGGCUGCUUAAGGAAUGUGAGCUCGGAGAGGAGCGAGGCCAGGAGGAAGCUGAGGGAGUGCUCCGGACUGGUGGACUCUCUCAUGUACAUCGUCCAGUCGCAGAUCAACUGCAAAGAUGUGGACAACAAGCUGAUCGAGAACAGCGUGUGUCUGCUGAGGAAUCUGUCCUAUCAGGUGCAUCGGGAGAUCCCCGGCUGCGAGCGAUAUCUGGAGUCCACUCCUGUCAAUCAAGGCCCCCUCCCUUCCCAAAAGGGCGGCUGCUUCAGCUCCCGAAAGGGCAAAGACGAGUGGUUUUCCAAAGGAAAACGAGAGGAUGAUGGGACUUCAGAUACGAUUGACAUUCCAAAGAGAACCACACCAGCCAAAGGAUAUGAAUUGCUGUUCCAGCCAGAGGUAGUGCGCGUGUACACGUCUCUCCUGAAAGAGAGUAAGAACCCAUCGGUUCUAGAAGCCGCCGCAGGGGCCGUGCAGAAUCUGUGUGCAGGCCGCUGGUCUUAUGGGCGCUACAUCAGAGCAACGAUGAGACAGGAGCACGGCCUGCCAAUGAUGACUGAGCUGCUGUCUCACGGGAACGACCGUGUUGUCCGAGCCAUGUCUGGAGCGCUGAGGAACCUGGCCAUCGAUGCUCGCAACCGUGAGCUACUAGGGAAGCAUACGGUGCCUAACUUGGUAGCGAAUCUGCCAGGCGGAGGUCAGAGUCAACCUGUGCGUGCACUCUCAGAGGAGACGGUGGUGUCUGUUCUCAGCACCAUGGCGGAGGUGGUCGGGUCCAGUGUGGACGCUGCCAAAACCCUGCGCAGCUCCCAGGGCAUCGAAAGGCUGGUGCUCAUCAACAAAGACAGCAACCGUUCGGAUCGUGAGGUGCGGGGUGCAGGCCUGGUGCUGCAGAUCGUGUGGAGCUUCAAGGAGCUCCGCCGCACACUGGAAAAGGACGGCUGGAAGAAAACCGACUUCAUGGUGAACCUGAACCCGCCAAACAACACCCGCAGCAACGGGGGCUACGAGGAGAGCACCCUGCCGCUAAUAGACAGGGGGGGCAAACAAGACAGAGACAAAGACAUGAUUCCUCUUAAUGACAUUGGACCAGACGCUUACUCUACAAUAGACCAGCGAGGGCGGAGAAACACUUUAGAUGACACUCUGGACCGCUCAGACAGAGACGCACCUCAGGGAGGAAUGUAUGGGGAGAGGCGGGGCUCUUUGCCUCUGUUGGACUCUUAUGAUGGUUAGGCUCCUCCCCUUCACUCAGUGCAUGAGCAGGCAUGAAAAUCUGAUCGUGUGCAUCACCCGCCGUGAGUUUCCUCCUCCUGCUUACUGUCCCUGCUGAGCCUCUGAUCUCAUCACUUACGGGACCAUCGCCACUAAAAUUACAGCCCGCCCUUCAGUAGCCACUCUCCAUGAGAUCAAUGUGAUUCUUGAGAAACAUAAACAGCCACUACUUCUAAUGGACACUACAAUCAAACUUUGGUUUUUGGUUCAUAUACCACUUUUAUUUUUAGAUUUUGAGUUUGUUUUGGUCAAAUAACACAAACACUAUUGACAGAAAAGUCUGUUCAGUCGCAUCCCCAACUUAUCAAAUCUUUUUUUAUUUUCGUCGUCUAUUAGAACACUAGUAUAAUACGCCGUUGAUUUCUUUAGCUUCUUUCUGCUUCGUGGUUCACAUUUGAUGUAUAAACUAAAAUGUUAAUGCCAAAUCGCAUCAUUCAUACAUGUGGCCUGAAGAAAAUAAUGUAUAUAGGAUAUCUCGGUAAGUUUUAUGUCUUGAUGCAUUGCAACGGGCCUAUUUUUUUUGGUAAGAGCACUAAAAGACCACCAAUUCCCCUUAAGUUAUGCAUAAUUUUAAUUUUUGUGUGGGUGGUCUUAUGGAGUGUUCAGUCUUAUUAGAAGGGGUUGUGAAAGCAUUAAAAAAGAGGCAGAGGGAUAUUUACUUCAAAAAGGUAGCAUUCAAGAUCUUUUGGCAGUUCUGUUCUUUGGAAGUCUUGUCUCUCAAAUCUAGUGGCAAAUUUGCAAAGCAUUCCAGAGUGGGAGAGCUAUUUUUUUAUUAAAUACAUUGCUUUUUCACUUCAAAAUUGGCCAUUUGUUUAUUUCUGUGUACAAAAAAAGGAGUUCUGCCCCUUUCGUUUUAAUAAACGCAGCAACCGAGGAGGUUUAAAAGCGCAGUCCCACUUUCGAUACUUUGUAAAUCGACCUUACAGUUGGACCCGGUGUUUUGUUUUUGUCUGAAUAUAAAUGAAUGUGUAAAUAUGAGCGCGUCUCACAAAUCCCACUCUGCAUAAAUGCAGUGCCUCGUUUGCUCAGCGUGUUCGUGAUGAGGGACGUUCGGCCACCUUCUGCCUCUCGGUUCCAGUGCCUGUCUGUGUAGAGAGUGAACGAGUGUACAUUUGAGGAUGUAUAUGCAUUGUUUCCUUUUUGUUUUGUUCGUUUCUGAGAUCCGCAAGUACAGUGCUCGUUUCUUAGACUGCAUAUUCGAAUGCACAGUAAGUCUGCUGUAGAUAUUUACUGAAUAGAAACUUUAGCACUAGGGGGUCAAUGGAUGAUUUUAUUUUUAUUUUUUUUUUUUAGCAGGAUUUUUCCACUUCUCAUGGCUUUUUAAUUCCAGUCUGCCAAUCUGAAAUCCAAGCCUUUUAAAAUGUUAGGUUGGAUAAAUAAAUAUGAGCAUCUUGAGGAUUGAGUUAAUUGUUCAGUGUUGAGCGAGGCAGAUAAACGAAUCUUUUAAUUACUGGAAAAACACACACUCACAGCGUCUCUUUCAGGCGGGAUUUAGCGAGAGCUCACAUUUUGAUUCUACCUUGAUGAGAAAAUGAUAGAUAAAAGCACAUUUAAACUAUAUAUACAAGAGAAUAUUUGUUAUUUUAAUUAAUUUUUUCCUUUUCUGUUUUUUUAUGGCUCUUUCGUUUCUAUAUUUUAUGAUUUUGGGGCUGAUUUUGUUUGUUUUUUUGUUUUCCUUCGGGUGUUGUGGGUGAAUGCAUAUGCAAUCAGUUUUAUUUUUUAAAUAAAUGCAUUUACGGUUUAUAUCUUUUAAUUAAAGACGAAAGGAAAAAAAAAAUCUGUGUCGUGCUGUCAGUUGACAUGCUGUUUCUCUGCAACACUAACAAGUGGGUAUUGAUUCAUAUUUCCCAUAUUUCAACACUUUACCUUUGGUCUUAAACAUUGCACCUUUCUCUCAUGGAUUGAACUGUAACUUAGCAAUACUGUUUUGUUUUUUUUUAAUAAAAGGAUGAUUUUUUUUUCAAGGUUCUGACAGAA
This is a messenger RNA of Danio aesculapii, 4826 nucleotides long. It is a transcript of the gene ctnnd1, whose product is annotated as catenin (cadherin-associated protein), delta 1. The transcript is spliced from 20 exons. Bases 15 to 2810 code for a protein of 931 amino acids. NCBI's taxonomy places the organism in Eukaryota, Metazoa, Chordata, Actinopteri, Cypriniformes, Danionidae. Gene Ontology annotation, cellular component: adherens junction; plasma membrane; cytoplasm. The record is from RefSeq and is a predicted model, not a curated record. Gene Ontology annotation, molecular function: cadherin binding. Gene Ontology annotation, biological process: cell-cell adhesion; cell-cell junction assembly.